AUGGCCGCCCCCAAACCCGUCCAGCUCCAGGUGUACCCGCCUCCAGCGUACACUGGCCAGGGGUCCUCCACCCCCGGCUACUACAGCGAUAUCUCCGACCCCUUCGCCGACCCUGCGCCCUCCCACCACCGCCCGCCGCUCUCUCGCGCGCACUCCUCCGCCCCACUUCCCGCCGCUGCCCGCUACCUCCCACUCGCCUCCGUCAUCUCCCGUAUCAGGGCAAAAAUCCACAUACUCUUCCACUCACCCUUCUUCUGGAUCGCCCUCAUCUGCAACGCCCCCUUCCUCUCACUCAUAAUCAUCGACACCGUCACCACCACCGCCUUCCCCUCCUCUGUGCUCUACCACGAGCUCCUACGCCCCAAAUUCAAAUACACAACAGUCGUCCUCUGCGUAUUCACCGCUGUUGCCAACGGUGGUCUCAUGGUCGUCAGCGUCGGCGUGGGCGCAAACAGCAAGAGACCCGUCCCAACGGCCGCCGUCCUCUGCACCAUCUUCGCUUUCUGCAUCAUCUUUGUAUCCUGCUGGGACUUGAUCUCCACGCGAAUGCACAGCGCUAACCCCGCGCAGUGGCCCACAUGCGCGGCACGGGGCUUCGGCGCCACCAUCACGGCAAGCAUCGAGGUAGACCACGGCGCCAGCAAUAUCACAAUCGUGUCUACGCACAAUAAGGACGACGUGCUCGGCCUACAGCUCACGCCGACGGUACAGGAGAGUCGCGACCUGGACUUCUUCCAUGCCAGUGCGGUGCCGUGGUUAUCGAGUGAGCGGGUGUGGAGCGCUGUCGAUGCCGCGGGCGGAGGCGUGAGCGUGGACGUGUCGCUCGAGAAACACCGGUACGGGGUGACCUAUGCGGGGAGCGUCACGAAUGGGCGCUUCGUCGAUAAUCGCAACUUUUUUCUGGUGUUUCCCGACCUGGGAAUUAAGACUUCUUCGACGCGGACGUGGAGCUCCAGCUCCCCCCCUGGCAUUGUCCGGAUCGGUGGUAGUAGUCGCGAUGAUGAGCGGCCGGUGGUGGACCUGAUUGAAGACGGGAAGCGGGUGGUGUUGGCGACGGUGCCUAGUGAGAUCGAGAGGAGCCAGAACAAGGAAAAAGGUAAGAAUACGGAGAUGGUGUGGCGGAUGUGUGGGAUGUGGAGCGUGGCGGAGAUGUUGGCGAAUAGGGAGGUGAUGGAGAAGGUUUUAGUGCCGCUUACGAGGCUGGGGGUUGAGAUGGAGUUGUGGGGGACGGAGAAUAUGAACUAG
Molecule: messenger RNA, 1245 nt
Organism: Morchella sextelata
Lineage: Eukaryota; Fungi; Ascomycota; Pezizomycetes; Pezizales; Morchellaceae
Exons: 1
Coding region: 1-1245 (414 amino acids)
Source: RefSeq, a predicted model, not a curated record